AUAUUUCCUCUUCUGGUUUGGAACUCUUCUGACUUUCAUUUGCAUGGCAGGCAACAACAAUUUUGAAUGACAAACUUUAAAAACUACUCAUCAUAUUCUCAAUUCCCGUUUCUCAUUUAUAUCAUCUUAUAAAAAUUGGCACAAUUUAUUUGGAUUAAUAAAAUUGUACUCUACUUGCGUCAGAUAUUAUCAAACUCCUCCUUUUAUAGACAUGGCGAGGUGCAAAAUUCAAAGUUUCAAAUCUGAAGUGCCCCUCGCAAAUGCACCUCAGAUUUGGUUUUUUCGCAUGCUUUGUGAUACUUUUUUUGAUAUCUGAAACAUUUUCGUUUGACUUUUCUGGUUUAUGGGGCACUCAUAGAAAUAUGUUCUACAACACUAACUACAUUGAGGUCGUCAAUGCUCGAAUCAGAUUGGGAUUGCACAUGCCUUCUGAACACGAUGAUUUCAACACUUGGCUGAGAAAAAGAUGA
Messenger RNA from Caenorhabditis elegans, 470 nucleotides. RefSeq names its product Neuropeptide-Like Protein (gene F35H8.12). The record is from RefSeq and is marked reviewed. NCBI's taxonomy places the organism in Eukaryota, Metazoa, Nematoda, Chromadorea, Rhabditida, Rhabditidae. Bases 261 to 470 code for a protein of 69 amino acids. The transcript is spliced from 2 exons.